AUGUUGACCUGGUGGGCGUGUCUUCUCUGUCUCGGACUGUCCCGGGCACAGCACACUGAGCCCAUGUUUACGGUCGUCACGAACACCAUCCUGCAGCCCAACGCCUUGCACAACCCCACCCAGCUGAAUUAUGGGAUGGCAGUGACAGAUGUUGAUGGGGACGGUGAUCUGGAGGUGGUGGUUGCCGGGUACAAUGGACCUAACCUGGUUCUGAAGUAUGACCGUAAUGAAAACAAGAUGGUUAACAUCGCCGUGGACGACCCAGGCUCUCCGUUUUACGCCCUGAGAGAUCCCCAAGGCAACGCCAUCGGAGUGUCAGCCUGUGACGUGGACGGAGACGGGAGAGAGGAGAUUUAUUUCCUAAAUACCAAUAACGCAUACUCAGGAAGAGCGACCUACUCAGACAAGCUCUUCAAGUUCCGCAACGGGCAAUUCGAGGACCUGCUGAGUGAUGACAUCAACAUUCGCAGAGGCGUCGCCAAUCGCAUGGCGGGACGAUCCGUGGCCUGCGUGGACAGAAAGGGCACUGGGCGCUACUCUGUGUAUGUAGCUAACUACGCCAGUGGAAACGUGGGUCCUCAUGCCCUCAUAGAGAUGGACGAGUCUGCCAGUGACCUCGCAAAGGGCAUCGUCGCCCUCCUGAACGUGGCCCCCCAGGCUGGGGUCAACAAGUACACAGGUGGGCGGGGCGUUGUGGUUGGACCAAUCGUAAGCCAGAGCAGGUCUGAUGUGUUCUGUGACAAUGAGCACGGACCUAACUUCCUGUUCCGGAACAAUGGGGACGGAACGUUCACUGACAUAGCAACAGAAGCGGGGGUGGACGACCGUACCCAGCACGGCAGAGGGGUGGCACUGGCUGACUUUAACGGGGACGGGAAGACCGACAUUGUGUAUGGAAACUGGAAUGGACCCCAUCGCCUCUACAUGCAGGGGAGCAAUCAGAGAUUCAAGAAUAUAGCCAAUCAGGCCUUCUCUUCACCCUCCCCCAUUCGCACUGUCAUUGCCGCUGAUUUCGAUAACGACCUGCAGCUGGAGGUGUUCUUCAACAACAUCGCUUACCGAGGCUAUGCCCCCAACAGGAUAUUUAGGGUGUCCCGUAAACAGAACUCUGACCCUGUGAUUGAGGAGCUGAACGUGGGUGACGCCUCAGAGCCACAGGGGCGUGGCACAGGUGCCACGGUGACAGACUUUGAUGGAGAUGGAAUGCUGGAUCUGCUGGUGGCUCAUGGCGAGAGUGCCUCUCAGCCCAUCUCUGUGUUCAAAGUCACUCAGGGCUCUUCCAACAAUUGGCUGCGAGUGAUCCCUCGUACGCAGUUCGGGGCGUUCGCCCGCGGGGCAAAGGUCACCGUAUAUACCAAGGAGAGCGGGGCGCACAUGCGCAUCAUCGACGGCGGGUCUGGAUAUCUGUGCGAGAUGGAACCAGUUGCACAUUUUGGACUGGGGACUGAUGAGGUCACUAGCAUCGAAGUCUAUUGGCCAGAUGGUCGGUCUAUGGCCCGUCCUUUGCAGGAGGGUGAAAUGAAAACAGUCAUAGAGAUUGCAUAUCCUAAUGAGGGGGAGGAGUCAGUGCUCACCUCAGAUGCACAGGUAUGGACGUAUGGAAAUGAGGAGGAGGAGUCAGUACACACAUCUCACAUGAAGUGCGGAAAAGGUUUUGGUGUUAGCAAAGAGGGACGCUGCGUAGUCACUGCUUAGAGGCUGUCUGAACGCCAUUGCAUGAUACACACGACACUUUUGCAUCGACAAAAAAGAAAAGAAAAAAAAAAC
Messenger RNA from Chanos chanos (milkfish), 1767 nucleotides. RefSeq names its product cartilage acidic protein 1a (gene crtac1a). Gene Ontology annotation, biological process: axonal fasciculation. The transcript has 13 exons. NCBI's taxonomy places the organism in Eukaryota, Metazoa, Chordata, Actinopteri, Gonorynchiformes, Chanidae. Bases 1 to 1695 code for a protein of 564 amino acids. The record is from RefSeq and is a predicted model, not a curated record.